Messenger RNA from Cottoperca gobio, 2786 nucleotides. RefSeq names its product basic leucine zipper nuclear factor 1 (gene blzf1). The transcript is spliced from 7 exons. NCBI's taxonomy places the organism in Eukaryota, Metazoa, Chordata, Actinopteri, Perciformes, Bovichtidae. The coding region runs from base 333 to 1631 and encodes 432 amino acids. The record is from RefSeq and is a predicted model, not a curated record. Gene Ontology annotation, biological process: Golgi to plasma membrane protein transport; Golgi organization. Gene Ontology annotation, cellular component: Golgi membrane.
GUGGAGGGGACAGGACGGACAGCGUUCGUAACUUUGGUCUUGUUUUCCUGGAUUUAGCCUGUCAGGCAUGUUAUGUCUAAAACUUUUGCUUCGACAAAAUGUCCAUAUUAUAGAUAUUGUCAGGGUAAAGGUUAGACAUGAGACUUUAGGGGAUUAAUCUGUGCAAAAUACCGAACAGUGAACCAUUAGGGGAUUUAUUUAGUAAAAGAGGAGGGGUGUCUUGGCAGGAAGUAAUGCCUGAGAGGCUUUCCCCAGGGCUAAGUCUAUUCAUCUCCCUAGUCAGAGGCCAACUGUGUCCGGUUAUGGCCAAAUAAACAGCUUUCAGUGAAUUAAUGAAGGCGGUAGGACCCAUUGUUACCCGGACGACGAGCCCCCUGGUUUCUUCUGCACUACAGACUCUCUUCUCUACUAACACCGCCUCCACCAUGACUGCUGCUGUGAGAGGCUCUGCCAGAGUGCCAGUCCGAGGCGCUGGCGAUGGCAUGGAAACUGAAAAACCGCCCGCCAUCCUGGAGGUAAACACAGAUACACCAUCACCAGACUCAUCUGCAGUUCCCCUCCUGAAGGUGGCUAGCCCAAAACGCAGCCCCAAAUCUACGCAUACUGCUCCCCCUGCGUCCCCCCAGCCUCUCGGGGUGCUCCACCUGGGCAAGGUGAGUCGAGAGGCCUGCACGGAGGUGGAGGCCGUGAGGAUCAUCGUUCCGCGUUCUGCUAUUAGCCGGUGCACCCGUACAGGACCUGCUGAGGGCAAAGGGGAGGCUGAGGAGCAGAGCUCUCCCCCGCGGCCUCUGGUGGAGGACUGGAGAGGACAACUGGAGAAGCUGCUGAACUCUGAACGCAGGCUGCUGCAGGACAAGGAAGGCCUUUCCAAUCAGCUCCGUGUGCAGACAGAGGUGAACCGUGAGCUAAAGAAACUGCUGGUGGCGUCGGUGGGUGAUGACCUUCAGUACCACUUUGAGCGUCUGUCACGGGAGAAGAACCAGCUGAUUUUGGAGAACGAGGCUCUGGGCCGGUGUCUGACACACACCGCAGAGCAGCUUGAGCGAAUGAGUAUCCAGUGUGACGUUUGGAGGAGCAAGUUCCUGGCCAGCAGAGUCAUGGCAGAGGAGCUGACAAAUGCCAGAGCCGCUCUACAGAGACAGACCAGAGAGGCACAGGGAGCAAUUCAGGACCUGCUGUUGGAGAGAGAAGAUUUCUCCAGCAAUAUGAUGCUCACUCACAGAUCUCUGGAGCAGCUCCUGGUGUCUCUGCAGUGGGGCAGACAGCAGACUUACUACCCCAGUGCACAGCCCCUCAGCACAGGAGAGCUGGCAGCGGCCAAUCACAAGCUAGCAGACGCCAUCAACUCCCACCUGCUGGGGAACACCUGCAGCAGCGUGGUGAAGAGCAGCAGUGCAAUGGCUGAGCAGCUCUGCAGCACUCCGGCGGAGAAGAUGGCUGAGAAGGUGCUGAAGAUUUUAGAUCCAAUUUCCUGUUCAGAAAACAAGGCAGACCCUCCGCUCAAUGACUCCACGCCCUCAAGCUUUCUCAGCAAUAAGAAGAGCAUCGGAAGGUUUCACCCAUAUACCCGAUAUGAGAACAUUACUUUUAACUGCUGCGAGCGCUGCACUGGAGACAUCCAGGUGCUGUAGAGGUCAAGAAGAAAUGGCAAAAUGUCGCCACGGGACACCGAUGCAGCAUCAGAGCUUAUUUCAAACCAUUACAUCUUAACAGGAGUGUACUCUGGAGAUUAUUGCUGCUCAGUGAUAAGUGACUUCUUCAGUCAACACCAAAAGUAAGCUGCUCCAGAUGUGUUCUGUAUCCGUAUGAGGCCUUUUGCUCCCCAAAUCAGUGUGUCACAGCUCUGAUUGAUUGAUUUCCACAAUAUCAGAAUUUAAAAAGAAAAUGUUAUCAACCUGCUGUUUUUUUUUUUUGCUCUAACUUGGAGGAAAAAAAAAAGCUAAAUAAGAAAAUGUAGUUUUUGUUGUUUUCAGGGAUCAUGAUAUGAAAGUGAUACACAUAAUUUAUUUCAGAGCUAUUUCAGCCUGGGUUAAACUAUGGAAAGUGCUAUUUAUUGCUGGGAUGUGAGGUCAAGAUGAGUCUGUGUUACAUGGUCAACAGACACUUUUAGGGUGUCUGUUCCUUCAAACUUGAACAGUGUGUUUUAAAUUGUAUUUACAUAAUCAUACGUUUAAUGUGCAAACAUGUUAUGUUGUGGAAGGGGAAGUUAACAAACAGAUAAUUAUCUAAUUGCAGUCACACAUGCACUGUACCUGUAUAAUAAAUGAGUGAGGAUGCCUCUUAUACAGCGGGGGUCUCCUCGGUAUGACGGUGCUAUAUUUUUAAAACAUUGUAUAAAUAUAUUUUGUAUAAUGCAAGGCCAUUAAAAUAUAAAUUAAAUAUAUUGGAGGAGGUUUGACAGAAUUAUAAUAUACUUAUUGUACACACACAUUAUUUGCAAGUUUGACUUGUGUGGUGUAGCAAAGAAAUUGGAUGCAACAUUUAAAACUUUUUUAAAUGAUUAAGUCAUUAAUUUUUGGGUGUUUUUUUUGUAAUAAAAAAAAAAAUGACAUGGUCAAUAAUAAUAAUAAUACAGUACUAUAAAAUGCAGAGUAAUAUAUUGCACAUGCCUUUUUGCAAUUGUCUUAACCCAAGCUGUAUACUAUUUUGGUUUAUUUCAUCUGUAUGGAAAAGUUAGCAUUGAUAUUGAUGGUAUCAUUUACAGUGAAAGCCCACUAUAAAACAUUUAUAAAUCUUUCAUUUUCCAUAUCACACCUAAAUAAAGACCAAAGGUUUUGUUUUUUAAA